GGCGGGGCCGCGGCCGGGCCUGUCCCUCAUGGCGGUGCUGUGUGGGGCCGGGCUGGGCGCCUCCCUCAGGCGCUGCGGGGCCGGGGGGAGCGGCCGCAGCCCCUGGAAGCCGCUCCUGCUGCUGCUCAGCCCGCCGGCUUUCUCCACGAGCUGCGCCCGGUGCGCCAAGGACAGGCGGCUGAGGCAGAAGAGAGCCAUUUCCGAGCGGCAGCUGACACGUUAUUUCGUGGAUCAGCGGAAAGUGCGCGUGGUUGGAGGACAAGGAGGAGACGGGGGCCAUUCCUUCCACAGUGAGCCCAGAAAAGUGUUUGGAGGUCCUGAUGGUGGGAAUGGAGGUGAUGGGGGUCAUGUCAUUUUUAAAGCUGACCAGCAAAUGAAAUCACUUUCUUCAGUGUUCCGCUUCUACCAGGGUUUUCAUGGAGAGAGAGGAGGAAGCAAAAACUGUUAUGGAGCUAAUGGUGCACACAUGUAUGUCAAAGUCCCUGUUGGUACUUUGGUGAAGGAGGAUGGUGAGGUUGUGGCUGACCUCACCCAGCAUGGAGAAGAGUACAUUGCAGCUCACGGAGGAGCUGGAGGGAGAGGGAAUCGCUUCUUUCUCUCCAACGAAAACCGCGCUCCGAAAUUAUUCACUCCAGGAGAGCCAGGUCAGGAGAGGGUCCUUCAUCUGGAGCUCAAGACAACAGCUCAUGCAGGAUUGGUGGGCUUUCCCAAUGCUGGCAAAUCCUCACUUUUGAGAGCCAUCUCCCAGGCAAAGCCAGCUGUGGCUGCCUACCCAUUCACAACCCUAAACCCCCACGUUGGCAUUGUCCACUAUCAGGACUAUGAACAAGUGGCAGUUGCUGACAUUCCUGGCCUAAUCAAAGGUGCUCACCAGAACCGUGGGCUGGGGAUGGCCUUCCUGAAGCACAUCGAGCGCUGCCGCUUCCUCUUGUACGUGCUGGAUCUCUCUGUGCCUCAGCCCUGGAGCCAGCUGCAAGACUUGAAAUAUGAGCUGGAAGCAUAUGAAAAAGGCUUGUCUGAGAGGCCUUGUGUUGUGGUUGGGAAUAAGGUUGACCUUGCUCAGUCCAGGAUCAAUCUGGCACUCCUAAGGGAGCAGGCAGCUGAGAGGGUCAUCGCAGUGUCUGCGCUGACAGGAGAGAACUUGGAAGAGCUGCUGUUGCAUCUGAGGGAACUCUAUGACACUUAUGUGAAGACAGAACAGUCACAAGGACAAAGCCCAGUCAAGUGGUAGAAGCCACAACUGCUGUGAACUGUGCUGGAAGGAGAACAAAGUUAAAAUAGCAGUUUGAUUUGAGUGCAUCUCUGUGUUGGGGCUUCCUGUGGGUUGUUUUUGUUGUUAAUAUGGAAGGGCACAGCAUGGGGAUUUGUUCUAGACUGCUGCUUUGGCAAGAUUGUUUUGUUUGUCUUUUCACCUUUGAGGUGUCUCUGAAGUUUUACAACAAAGCUUGAAAAUUGUAAUCAUGGUGGGUGUUGAACUGGAAGCCUGGCUCUUGUUUGGCAUACUAUGGAAUGAAGAGAAUGCUGUCUAGUAGAAAUGACUGAAAUUCAGGAUCUGCAGGGGAUGUUAGUUUAUUUUAUGAAGUGUGCUGAAGUCACUUCCUCAAUUUUCACUAAUCAAAAGUUCUAAAAUAAAAUCAGGUGGUCCCAUGUUUAUCUGUUUUUAUAUGAUGGCCAAUUUCAGUCGUGUCUUAAAACUUUUCUCCUAUUGUGGUUGGGUGUGGAUUUUUCUCCUCAGAGGGAGGCACAGCUCAGUAAUUUUAGGGAGGAGGAGCAUGAAAGAACUGCAAUUAAUGACUGAAAUUAUUUUCUCAUUAAUAUAAAUAAUUUACUAUAUUUAAAUUCUGGCAGCAGCUAAGUAGCUGAAUAAACUGGCCAGGAACCAGCCAUUUGAGAUUCACAUCUGAGUUCUCCCAUUUAGGAAUCUCAGGCAGUGUUCUGAGAAAUCCUAGGGUUAGAUACAUCAAAUGAAAUAAACGUUCAGUUCUUUGUGUGUGUGUGUCCCCUUUUUUUUCAACUAUAUCAUUUUAUGGACUGUGUUCUUAAACUUUAGGAAUUCAGGAGUCUUAAUUUAGAGCAGUGAUCUUUGCC
Molecule: messenger RNA, 2088 nt
Organism: Camarhynchus parvulus
Lineage: Eukaryota; Metazoa; Chordata; Aves; Passeriformes; Thraupidae
Gene: MTG2
Product: mitochondrial ribosome associated GTPase 2
Exons: 6
Coding region: 29-1231 (400 amino acids)
Cellular component (GO): mitochondrion
Molecular function (GO): GTP binding; GTPase activity; magnesium ion binding
Source: RefSeq, a predicted model, not a curated record